GAGCAGGCCGCGCUGCGCAAGUUUCUCUUCCAGGCGGAGCCCGUGCAGGCGCAGGUGAAGUCGUGGAGCGAGAGGAUCAAGAAACGGGAUGAGCAGCUCGAGAAGGCGCGGCGUGAGCUCGAGGAGACGGUGCCCGGGCAGGCCGAGGGGUCGGUGCGCGAGCGGGGGGCGGAGGCCUCAGCUCGGGCGCAGGAGGCUGCUGCCACUGGUGCGGCUGGGUCCCCGAGUGCUGCCAGAUCGAGCGCAGGCCCCAAGCCCGAGAUCGAGGCCAAGGACAUCGCGGCAGGCGACGACGACAUGGGCGCCGGGGAGCUCCCCGUGGCGAAGCAGCUGCGCGUGCUCAGCCA
Messenger RNA from Prorocentrum cordatum, 347 nucleotides. The record is from the annotation of a GenBank genome assembly. Lineage: Eukaryota; Dinophyceae; Prorocentrales; Prorocentraceae.